CCGAAAGAGGCUACCCCUAGAUGACAUAACUUUCAUGUGGUCGAAAAAGUGAGCAUGAUAAAAUGCAUAACUUUUAAUAUAUUUUAGUGUGAAAAAUAAUUUUAGAUUAAAAAUGUCUCAAGUAAAAAUACGAAGUGUUUUACCUUUGCUUGACCGAGCAAGGAUCCAUCAAACUGGUCUUCACAAAAUAGGGAUUCCGCUUUAUCAAGCCUGUAGAUGUUGCAGUUCAAAUGUAGUAGAUGUUAAAAAUAUAAGAAACAUUGGGAUAUCUGCCCAUAUUGACUCAGGAAAAACUACUCUGACGGAAAGAGUCCUGUUUUAUACUGGAAGGAUCCAUGAAAUGCACGAGGUUAGAGGCAAAGAUCAAGUAGGAGCAACCAUGGACUUUAUGGAACUUGAAAGGCAGCGAGGAAUAACCAUUCAGUCUGCAGCUACAUUUACAACUUGGAAAGAUAUAAAUAUUAAUCUUAUAGACACACCCGGACAUAUUGAUUUCACUGUCGAAGUAGAGAGAGCCCUGCGAGUUCUGGAUGGAGCUGUUUUGGUACUCUGUUCUGUUGGAGGAGUUCAGAGCCAAACCUUGACAGUCAACCGGCAAAUGAAACGAUAUAGUGUCCCGUGCCUUGCAUUUAUUAAUAAAGUAGACAGAUUAGGUGCCGAUACAUCGAGAGUUCUUUUACAAAUGAGAACGAAGUUACGUCAUAAUGCUGCCUUGCUACAAUUACCCAUUGGCCUCGAGUCAGCCCACAAAGGCAUUGUGGACUUAAUAAAAAGAGAGGCUGUGUACUUUGACGGAAGCUUUGGACUGGAUAUAAGAAAGGAUGAAGUGCCUGCCAAUAUGAGAGCUGAAUGCGGAGAUAAAAGAGCUGAGCUAAUCGAAACAGUGGCAAACGUGGACGAAACACUCGGUGAAAUUUUCCUUGAAGAAAGGGAACCAACGGAGGAAGAAUUGAAGGCUGCCAUCAGACGCUCUGUUAUCCAAAGAACUUUUACGCCAGUGCUGCUAGGAACGGCAUUGAAGAAUAAAGGUGUUCAGCCUCUUUUGGAUGCAGUGGUAGAUUACCUCCCAAAUCCAACAGAAGUGAACAAUUAUGCCCUUGAUAUAGAAAAAGACGAAGAAAAGGUUCUUCUAGAUCCUGCAAGAAACGAUGCCAAGCCAUUAUUAAGCCUCGCUUUCAAACUGGAGGCUGGUAAAUAUGGUCAGCUAACUUAUAUGCGCAUUUACCAAGGACAGCUGAAAAGAGGCCAGUUUAUAGUGAACACGAGGACAGGCAGGCGAGUGAAAGUUCCUCGGGUAAUUCAAAUGCAUGCUGACCAAAUGCAGGAUAUACAAGAUGCUUAUGCAGGUGACAUAUGUGCCUUGUUUGGUGUUGAAUGUUCAUCGGGAGAUACGUUUGUUUCUGAAGGCGCACCUUCGCUUUCGAUGGAAUCAAUAUUCGUACCGGACCCGGUCAUUUCGUUAGCUGUCGAACCAAAGAACAAGACUGAUGUUGAAAAUUUUUCGAAAGCUAUCAAUCGUUUUACCCGAGAAGACCCAACAUUUAAAGUGCAUAUCGAUAAAGAAAGUAAAGAGACUAUUAUUUCUGGAAUGGGUGAGCUUCACCUGGAUAUUUACACUGAACGAAUGAAAUCGGAAUACAACUGCCCUGUCCUUACUGGGAAGCCAAAGGUUGCCUUCCGUGAAACUAUAACUGCACCCGCAAGUUUUGAUUACCAACAUAAAAAGCAGACAGGAGGCUCGGGUCAGUUUGGUCGUGUCAUUGGAAAGUUAGAGGUGCUUCCAGUUGAAUCCCUCACUCAUCUGGAAUUCGUAGACGCAACAGUUGGGAUGAAUAUCCCAAAAUCAUUCAUCCCUGCUAUCGAGAAGGGUUUCUACGAAGCCUGCGAACGUGGGUUUUUAACCGGUCAUAGAAUGUGUGGUAUGAAGUUUACCUUAGAAGAUGGCGCCGCUCACGCUGUCGAUUCAAGUGAGCUGGCAUUUAGACUCGCAGCCAUAGGAGCAGUUAAGCAAGCACUUGAAAAAGCACGCCCCAUAGUCCUGGAGCCAAUAAUGUUAGUUGAAGUGAAUGCACCGCAAGAAUUUCAGGGUGCUAUAAUGGGAAGCAUAAACAAGCGUAAAGGGUUGAUCACCGGAACAGAUUCAGUGGAAGAUUAUGCAACAAUUUAUUGCGAGGUUCCUCUCAACGACAUGUUUGGAUAUUCAAAUGAGCUGAGAUCCAUGACACAGGGGAAAGGUGAAUUCACAAUGGAAUUUACAAAAUACCAAGCGGCAAGUCCACAAUCCCAAGCGGAAUUAAUGGAGAAAUAUGGAACUGCUUCGGCACAAAAGGCGAAGCUAAAAGGAUGAUUUCUCGAUAAGUUAGUGAAUUUCAAAUUGAACGUUUAUAGGAAGAAGAUUGACUUUGUAUGAUAUAGCAACUGUUGCGAAGUUCCCCUGUAAGUAUUGAGUGUGAACAUGUUAAUUGUCUUAGUAAUUACGCAGUUCUUGGCGUAAUGUCCCAUCACCCCCUAGCACAAGUUUUUCCAACCAUAGAACCUACGUUUAUUGGAACUUAGAAGCCAAUCAGUUGGAACAUACGAGAAGAUUGCUUUGAGGCAAUGUUGCCAAACGUGUCUAGUACAAGAUGCAUUAGUAGGGUGGCAAUCAUUUGUUGAGGGGAAUCGAAUUUGUGCAUUUAUUAAAUUGAAUAAAUGAUCAAUAGAA
Molecule: messenger RNA, 2704 nt
Organism: Rhopilema esculentum
Lineage: Eukaryota; Metazoa; Cnidaria; Scyphozoa; Rhizostomeae; Rhizostomatidae
Product: elongation factor G, mitochondrial
Biological process (GO): mitochondrial translational elongation
Cellular component (GO): mitochondrion
Molecular function (GO): GTPase activity; GTP binding; translation elongation factor activity
Source: RefSeq, a predicted model, not a curated record